Messenger RNA from Fonsecaea nubica, 1563 nucleotides. Its product is annotated as 2,3-bisphosphoglycerate-independent phosphoglycerate mutase, variant. The record is from RefSeq and is a predicted model, not a curated record. Bases 1 to 1563 code for a protein of 520 amino acids. Lineage: Eukaryota; Fungi; Ascomycota; Eurotiomycetes; Chaetothyriales; Herpotrichiellaceae. Gene Ontology annotation, cellular component: cytoplasm. Gene Ontology annotation, molecular function: manganese ion binding. Gene Ontology annotation, biological process: glucose catabolic process. The transcript has 2 exons.
AUGACGAAGGUCGAGCACAAGGCUGUUUUGAUUGUCAUUGAUGGAUGGGGCAUUCCGUCCGAGACCUCCCCUCCAGAGGGCGAUGCUAUUGCUGCAGCAGAGACCCCUUUCAUGGACGGAUUUGCCAAAGAUGGCUCCACAACCGCACAAGGCUACACCGAGCUUGAAGCUUCCUCCCUCGCAGUUGGUCUCCCGGAAGGCUUGAUGGGAAACUCUGAAGUCGGUCAUCUCAAUAUCGGCGCAGGCAGAGUCGUCUGGCAAGAUGUCGUGAGGAUUGAUCAGACUAUCAAGAAGGGGGAAAUGAACAAGGUCGCCAACAUCCAAAAGUGCUUCAAGCACGCAGUGGAUGGCAACGGCCGACUCCACCUCCUCGGCCUCAUCAGCGAUGGAGGUGUUCACAGUCACAUCAACCACCUGUUCGCUCUGCUCCAAGUCGCGAAAGAGAUGAAGGUCCCGAAAGUCUUUAUUCACUUUUUCGGAGACGGCCGCGACACGGAUCCCAAGAGCGCCGCGGGUUACUUGCAACAACUGCUGGACAAGCUGAACGAGCUCGGGAUCGGGGAGCUGGCUACGGUGGUGGGCCGAUACUAUAUCAUGGACCGAGACAAGCGGUGGGAUCGGGUGGAGAUUGGAAUGAAGGGCAUUGUGCUCGGCGAAGGAGAAGAAUCCUCUGACCCUGUUGCCACAAUCAAAGCCCGAUACGAAAAAGGCGAGAACGACGAGUUCCUCAAGCCCAUUAUUGUCGGCGGAGAUGAGAGGAGGAUCAAAGACAAUGACACCCUGUUCUUCUUCAACUAUCGAUCUGACCGCGUCCGAGAGAUCACCCAGCUUUUGGGCGAUGUCGACCGAUCCCCCAAGCCAGACUUUCCAUAUCCCAAGGGGAUCGAAAUUACCACCAUGACGCAGUACAAGACCGACUACCCCUUCCCUAUCGCCUUUCCACCCCAGCACAUGGGCAAUGUCCUGGCCGAGUGGCUGGGCAAAAAAGGCCUGAAACAGUGCCACGUCGCUGAGACUGAGAAGUAUGCUCAUGUGACGUUUUUCUUCAACGGUGGGGUGGAGAAACAGUUUGACGGCGAAGAUCGAGAGUUGAUUCCCAGCCCGAAAGUCGCAACAUACGAUCUCGACCCUCCUAUGAGUGCUCAAAAGGUAGCAGACAAGCUCAGUGAGAGGAUCGCGGACCAAAAGUACGAUUUCCUGAUGAACAACUUCGCACCACCCGACAUGGUUGGCCACACCGGCGUCUACGAAGCCGCGAUCAAGGGAGUGACCGCUACAGAUGCCGCCAUCGGCACGGUGUAUGAGGCGUGCAAGAAGAACGGCUAUAUCCUCUUCGUGACCGCCGACCAUGGCAACGCGGAAGAAAUGUUGAACGAAGAAGGCAAGCCCAAGACUUCGCACACGACCAACAAAGUUCCCUUCGUCAUGGCCAAUGCACCUGAAGGAUGGAGCCUGAAGAAACAGGACGGUGUUCUUGGAGAUGUCGCACCGACAGUUCUCGCGGCCAUGGGGCUCGAUCAACCCGAAGAAAUGAGCGGGACAAGUUUGCUCGUGAAGAAGUAA